Molecule: messenger RNA, 3327 nt
Organism: Schistocerca nitens (vagrant locust)
Lineage: Eukaryota; Metazoa; Arthropoda; Insecta; Orthoptera; Acrididae
Gene: jvl
Exons: 8
Coding region: 434-3016 (860 amino acids)
Source: RefSeq, a predicted model, not a curated record
GACGGCGAGCAGUAUGGCGACAUGUCGCUUUGUGCGUAAACAGUGAGUGUAGGCACUUGUCUCAUCGUGGCGGGAUAAAUAUUGUCUGACUGGCCAAAGUGUGCUUCUAUACAUCGUUCAGGAUCGUACCGCUUACAGGACGUCUCAUUUAAAGAGCAGAAACACUGAUAUUUCUUCGCAGCGAGCAUUUGACAGAUUAUCACCUUUGCUUGCCUUUUACAGUUAUGUGUUAGCUUAUCAAUGAGAAAGGGCAGAGCUUUGUGACUCGUGGAAACGGCGUGAAUAUUCUGUUGCGACUGAGAGGAGACGAAAUGAGCGGGUCUGCAGUGCCCUGGCGUGGAAAAUUCCGACUGAUACUGUGUUAGCUGAACCGUAGCAAGAAGAUUUGGAUUAUGUGGAGUGUUAAGACCAGCAAGACGAAGAAUUCUCAAGGAUGAGCCGUGGGUACUACGUACCCUGUGCGCCGUUCCUCUACUUGGUUCCGGACAGCGGGGGCAUGGACUGCAUGCCGCUCCAGCCGGCGCAUGCGCACCAACCGCAUCGGCCGCCGGGGCCAUUCCAGUACCUCAUGCACGAGCAGGCCAAGUCGCUCGUCGCACUACAGGAGCUGCAGAAUGAGGUGGGCGCGCUGCUGGAGUUCCGGGACCUGGUCAUGGAGACGUUCCCGCACCUGCGGCAGAAGCUGGCGGCCAGUGAGCGCGGCGGCUCCUCGUCGUCGUGCUGCACCAGCACCGCCUCCUCCACGGCGGCCACGCUGCCGCCGGCGCACCUCCACCAGCUGCACCACGCCGCCGCCUCCGCCUCCAACGCCGCCUCCGCCAGCCCCUCCGGCGCCGCCUCCCGGCAUCGCCCGCCGGCUGCAGACUGGGAACCGGGCGUGCGCGUGCGUCGCAAGCUGCUGCACGGCGCCGCGCACCACAAGGAGAUCACAGGAGGCAGCGACGGAGCGUCGAGCGGCGCGACGCAUCGGAAGCAGCCCAAGAGCGGCGACGGCAGCGGCACGAGCAGUGCGGGCAGCAGCGCCGUACAGGACUCUGGCUUCGGCACCGAGACCACCUCCAGCAAGGCCGCCUCCGCAACCACCGUGCUCCCUCCCGCUCACCACCACCAGGCCAGCUCGUCGUCGGUGGUGGUGGACGAGGCGGAGGACGAGCUGUGGAACCUGCUGGACGUGAUCCAGCGCAAGGGCACGCGCCUGCGCGACGAGGUGGCGCAGCUGCAGCAGCGCCUCGCGGGCUCCGCCGCCCCCGCGCCUUCUGCCCCCGCGCCUUCUGCCCCCGCCCACGCCGCCGCCGCCGAGCAGCAGGAGCGGCCGCCCCCGCCACCGACCCCUCGCCCGCGGAGGCCGCUGGGCGCUCUGGACGCCGUGCUCAGCGCGCCCGCGACGCUGCCCAGGGCGCGCCCCGACCCGCGCAAGGUGGCCGCCAUCCUGCGAGAGCUGGACCCCGUGGAGCUGCAGAGGCACCUGCUGACCACCACCGCACACAACCAGGCUUUGCAGAAUCGACUUGAGAAGACAGCAAAGCUGCACACUAGUCUCCUGGAGCAGCUGGAUAAAGUGAAAGAUGAAAAUGAUGAUCUACGAUUUCAGCUUGCAGAAAAGAGUAUAGAGCUGGAGGGAACCAAGGCACGCAUGCGAGUAUUACAGCAACGGCAAGGCAAGGCAGCUGAAACGAACACUGCAGCAGUGUCAACAGAAACAGAUGAUGAGCAGCCUCCUCUACUUCCCCCAGAGGAAACGUGCAAUCCAAUCCUGCCUCUACUAGCAUUGCCAGUAGCUGGUUCAGAUGACCACAACCACCAGCACCACAGCAGUAGUACUGAGUCAGCACACGAUCACACUGAACAGCGCCGUGUGCAAUCAUCUAAUUCUCCCCGUCGCAGGCCUAGCAAGAUACCUUUACUGGGAACUAAAUCGUACUGUGCACCCAGACCGCCAUCUGGGAAGACAGGUGCUAUCACGGCAGCACAUUGUAAUAAGAGCAGAGAUUCUCUGUCAGCUAAAUCUGGCCGGGAAAGUUCAUGGAAAAGCAAGGCUGAUGGUGCCUCUCUGAGUGGAAGCAAGAGCAGAGAACCUAUUUCUGUGGUUAGGAACUCUUCUCUUUCAGCGAGAAACAAUAGUAGAGAAUCACUAAAUGGUAGUAAAUCUAGAGAUUCCAUUCUGAGCAAAUCUCGUAGUGACUCAGUAAAUGGGCGAAAAGUAUCAGCUGUGGAAGUGACAAUGGUUUCUACUAGGUCGAGGGAUGGUCAUAGUCAAAAUAGUUUCUCAUCAAAUGCAUCGAAUACUAAUAAGCGAGAUUCUCUUUCUGGAAAAAGCAGAGAAGCUUCUUUCUCAUCAUCCAGUGGGUGGAAAGGAAGUCAGCAUCCAGUGAGGAGGGCCAGUAGUGCAAGCAUCACAAGAGGCAACGUGAUUGAUCAAGCUGAUCGUAACUCUAAGGUACGACCGACUAAGCUUUCGUUUUGGAGCAACUGGUUGAAAAUUCUUGACAAUGGUCCUUCUGUUUUAACCGCAUCUGAUAGUCUAGAGCCAAAACAGUGUUCUUCCGCAACAGGAGAGACACAUGGCAGUCACCAUGAUGAUCAUCAUGAUGCAGAUUCAUUUUCGGAUUCCCUCAACCAUUUUCCUGACCAAGAAGUGGAACUUUCACCAAAAACAAGUGAUGAGAUUGAUUUCAAAAGUUUGACAUCUCAACUUAACUUACAAAGCCAAGAUGUAAACAGUGACAGUAACAUUAUUGCUGAUGGCAACUCCUCCUCAUCUGAAUUUUUUGACAGUAUCAAUGACUCUGAAAGUGUAUUGAAUAAUGAAAUUGUAUCUAGCAAAAAUGUACACAUCCAAGACCACCACCUGCAUACUUCAUCACGAUGUGAAGGAUUGACAGAGUGUGAUUCAUUGGAGAACAGGGCACCUGAAAUGAUGAUAGAAGCAUUUCAUACACCAACAAAAUUUUUGUCAAAAGUAAUAUCUACGCGAAACUUUUGUAUCGCACCAGGAGGUCAACAUACUGAAUACUGAAAUUAAUUUGAAUUGUUUUCCUUUCUAAUCUUCUAAUGGUGGACACUUUCAUUCUAUUUACAACCAUGAACUACUGUGUGAAAAGACAUUAACAGUUAAUGUGCAGGAUAUGUCUAUUGCAAAUGAAAUUUUAACCACAGAUUAGUAGGAAUAUGGUGGUUAAGAAUACUGUUUGCAUGAUAGAAUGUUGAAAGUAUGUGGGGAUGCCAUCUCUAAUUAGUACUGCUUAUGGUUACUGAUGUAAAAUUUUCUAAAAAUACAUCUGUUGUAUUUGUGUAAUGGAUGUUCUGAAUUGGAUGUUAGUAAUUUGG